This is a messenger RNA of Eutrema salsugineum, 551 nucleotides long. Its product is annotated as ubiquitin-conjugating enzyme E2 28. NCBI's taxonomy places the organism in Eukaryota, Viridiplantae, Streptophyta, Magnoliopsida, Brassicales, Brassicaceae. The record is from RefSeq and is a predicted model, not a curated record. Bases 33 to 551 code for a protein of 172 amino acids. The transcript has 5 exons.
AUAAAAAUUUCUCAUCUUUGUUAUUCUUGAAAAUGUGUUCAUCGAAAGUAAUCUCGAGGCAGUUGAAGGAAAUUGAGAGGGUAAACAAUGAUCUCUUCAGUGCAGGACUGGUGGAUGGAGAUUUAUUUCACUGGCAGGCCAUGCUGAUGGGGCCCAAAGGUUCCCCUUAUAAGAACGGGGUUUUCAAAAUCACCAUGCACAUUCCUCCUGAUUACCCGUUCAAGGCACCGAAGGUCUCGUUCAACACAAAAGUCUUCCACCCAAACGUGGGUGUCCAUGGCAGCAUCUUUCCUAAGAUGUUUGAAAAUGAAUACUUCUCGCCCAUCUACACCAUCAAUCGAAUCCUCACUGAACUUCACGAGAAGUUAACUGCCCCAGAGAUAAGCGAAUGCGACUAUUUUGAUGAAACCAUAGCCAAACUCUACUGGAAGACAAGGCAGCUUUUGAUUCAGUUGCUCGUGCAUGGACUGCGUAGCACGCUUAUAUUGGAAGGAACAGAUUUGAAGUUCAAACCUAAUGACAAGGAUUCGCACAGGGAAGAGGCGAAGUAG